Messenger RNA from Oncorhynchus tshawytscha (Chinook salmon), 2773 nucleotides. It is a transcript of the gene lamp1a, whose product is annotated as lysosomal associated membrane protein 1a. Lineage: Eukaryota; Metazoa; Chordata; Actinopteri; Salmoniformes; Salmonidae. The transcript has 9 exons. The coding region runs from base 261 to 1547 and encodes 428 amino acids. Gene Ontology annotation, cellular component: membrane. The record is from RefSeq and is a predicted model, not a curated record.
UUCACGUGACUGGACGUUCCCUCCUGGUAUUAAGGACAUGAAAGGGAGCGAUACUGUCCGACUUCUGCAACCUGCUCCGAAAACAGGACCAAUAAUAUGAAAAAAUAUUAAAUAACCAACCGCCAUAUAAAAGGGGACAAAAUAACAGGAAAAGGAAGGUCGAUCUUUACUUUUCGGGGUUGUUGUUGUUGCACUGCCUGGACAGCUGCUUUGGACAAGCGGUGUGUGCUAUCCGUUAAACUGAACUCUGGACUUGAAACAUGACUCGAACAUGUCCAUUCCUUGUCGGGAUCGCCUGCCUUGCGAUUCUUGGUUGUGUGACUGUAGUCCAGUCUCAGGUCACUCUGAAGGUGACCGAGGGAAACUCCACCUGUAUAAAAGCCGAACUCUCCGCCUCUUUCUCCAUCACCUAUGACACAGCCAAUGGCACGCGUACGGUGAUGGUGCCCCUCCCAGGUUCGGCGGUGGUGGGUGUGGCCAGCUCGUGUGGGGGUGACGGCCGCUCCCCCUCGCUCGUGGCGUUGUUCGGGGAUGGCCACGCCCUGGGCCUCAGCUUCUCAUCCAAUGUCAGUCUGUACAGCGUCGCUAACCUUACCCUGCAGUACAACCUCAGUGACGUCUCUACCUUCCCAGAGGCCAACGGCACUGAUGUGGUAACUGUGGAGACGACCUCUGUAGGGAUGGUUGCUAGGGUCAACACCACCUACAGAUGUAUCAGCGCCUCACCUGUCAUUGUGGCAGGAGCCACCGUCACCUUCUCAAACGUCACGAUGGAGGCCUACAUGACGGGAGACGAUCUGAGCCCCAACGAGAGUGUGUGUACUGCUGACCAGAGCUUCACCACAGCCCCGCCUCCAUCCCCUCCACCACCACAGCCCCGCCUCCACCCCCUCCACCACCACAGCAGCCCCCAGCCCCUGUCCCCACCCCCUGGAACCCCUAACCAGGGCAGCUACUCUGUCUCCAAUAGCAACGGGACCGUCUGUCUGCUGGCCCGCAUGGCACUGCAGCUCAACAUCUCCCACUUCUCUGCCUCACAGAAUAAGACUAUCCAGGAAGUAGUAAACCUGCAGCCCAAUCAGACGACCAGCUCAGGAUCAUGUGACCCCACCAGCGCCACCCUGGUGCUGACACAGGGCAGUGCCACCAACCUCAGCUUCCUGUUUACUCUGAACACCACGUCUAACAGGUACCACCUGACUGGUCUGUCUGUGGUAGCAGCUUGGUCUGAUAUGACAGCCCCGUUCAACACCAGUAACAGUAGUCUGGACUACCUGCGUGGCUCCCUGGGGCGUAGCUACAUGUGUAGUUCAGAACAGACUCUGGCUGUAGACCAGAACUUCUCCCUCAACACCUUCCACCUGCAGGUCCAGCCCUUCGGCAUCACCAGAGGACAGUUUGCACAAGCGGAGGAGUGUCAGUUGGAUCAGGACAGCAUGUUGAUUCCCAUCGUCGUGGGAGCUGCUCUGGCCGGCCUGGUUCUCAUCGUUCUCAUCGCUUACCUCAUCGGCAGGAAGAGGAGCCAUGCUGGAUACCAGACCAUCUGAGAACACUGACACACAACCUUAUGUGUAUCAAUCAGCACCCUAUUCCCUAUAGAGUGCACUACUUUUAACCAGAGGUCAAUGUGGAUUCUGGUCAAACUUAGUGCACAAUGUAGGGAGUCUUUUCAGGCAGACUGCAGAGAGCCGGACGCUCAGCCAACCACUGCUAUUAAUGACUGACUGGACCAUGUACAAACCAGGCCCUCUCUGCAGUGUGUCUGUCUGUCUGUCUGUGUCUGUGUGUGUGUUAUUCACAGCAACCAACCACUGCUACUAAUGACUGACUGGACCAUGUACAAACCAGGCCCUCUCUGCAGUGUGUCUGUCUGUGUGUCUGUGUGUCUGUGUGUCUGUGUAUUGUUAUUCACAGCAACUCAUCCUCUGCUACCUACUAACAGACUAGUGCCUGGUCAAACCUACCUUCCCCCUCGUCUCUCUGUCUCUAGCCCAUCUCUACUAACAGACUAGUGCCUGGUCAACCUACCUUCCCCCUCGUCUCUCUGUCUCUAGCCCAUCUCUACUGCAGCUGGCUCAGUAUACCCUUGUAGUUCUGAUAUCAUGUUUGACUUGGGUGGAUUCUCACUUUAAACGGAAUUUAUAGAUUUUUUUUUUCUUCUUCAAUUGCAGUUUUUUGUGUAAAUUAAUCCGAUAUUAAAUGAUACAGUAUUCAACUCUUAUGGAAGAGUGGGUCUUUCCUAGAAGCACGUUUUGUGAUGGACUCAACAAGCUUCCCUUCCUUCCUCAUCUCCUUUCCUUCAGGACCGCCAUCUUUUCUAUGACAUCACCUAGGGAGGUCUGAAGACUCCUGUGGGGGAACACAAAGGGAAACUUGAAUGUCUAACACCUCCUCCUCUCUGGUCAGGAAUACUGACCGGAUUAUGUUGUAGGUCACAGGAACAUUUGAAAGGCCUUGUGGGGGGGGGGGUGAUGAUUAUGUGUUUUGUGGUUUUACUGCGUUUCAUAACAAAAGGUUGUGGACGCUGUCGGACUGAGGAACAGAACAAGGUUGUUUCAUGAUGGAUGUGUUGGACUGGUGUGUAAUAUCGUUUAGCUCCUCCCAUGAGAUUGUGUUGACCUGGUGUGUAAUAUCGUUUAGCUCCUCCCCUCUCCUCCCAUGAGAUUGUGUUCAUCCAUUGUAGCGAGUUGAUCUUUUUAUUUUUGUAGAGAAUGUUUUGAUCAUUUUUCUAUUAUGCGUCUUGCUAAGGUCAAUAAAAGACAUCUGAAACACC